Molecule: messenger RNA, 2308 nt
Organism: Mustela erminea (ermine)
Lineage: Eukaryota; Metazoa; Chordata; Mammalia; Carnivora; Mustelidae
Gene: HTR1E
Product: 5-hydroxytryptamine receptor 1E
Exons: 2
Coding region: 705-1802 (365 amino acids)
Biological process (GO): G protein-coupled receptor signaling pathway, coupled to cyclic nucleotide second messenger; chemical synaptic transmission
Cellular component (GO): dendrite; plasma membrane
Molecular function (GO): neurotransmitter receptor activity; G protein-coupled serotonin receptor activity
Source: RefSeq, a predicted model, not a curated record
AGCACCUCGGAGCUCCGACCCUCGAGUUGUCCUCCGCAGCCACCGCCCGCAUUGCACCCCGGCUCACCUUUUCGUCCCUCCCACCCCCUUCGCCGUUCAGUGGCGUCCUGGGUGCCUGCAACCUGCCGGGUGCUUCAGUAGACUGCCCCCUGCUCCUGUUCUUGUUCUUGUUCCUGCUCCUGCUCCGGCUCCUGCUCCUCCUCCUCCUCCCCCUCCCCGCUCUCCCUCUCGCCUCCUCUUCCAGUCGGGGCGCCCAGACUUCUCCAAGCGCAGCGCCACCCGGCUGCCCAGCGCGCCCCGCUCCUGGCUCCUUCUCGCGGCAGCUUGGGGGCACCGGCGAGGGCAAAGGACGCUUAGGGGCCCUCGCCCCCUGAGCUCAGCGUGCCCCAGAGCCGGAUGUUGAGAGAAGCUGUGCUUUGAUAAAGCUCGGGAGAGCACGGAGCGUUUUCGGAGUGAGACUUCGGCAACCAGCGGGACGCCCCAGGUCACCCAGUGCGACGCGGCUGCACGCACGGUCCACAAGGAACCCUCAGAAGAAAUGAUGUGGUACUUCCUUUUACCCAUACAAAAUGGAACAUAAGAAACUACAUAGCUGAAGAAACUACAGUCUUCUUAUAAAUGAGAGGCAUUGAAGUCUAAAUAAUUUCCAGCUGAAGGAAAAUAACCAACAGCUUCUCCACAGUGUCGACUGAAACAGGGAAAACAUGAAUAUCACUAACUGUACCGCAGAAGCCAGUGUGGCUGUGAGACCCAAGACCAUCACUGAAAAGAUGCUCAUCUCCAUGACUCUGGUGAUCAUCACCACCCUGACCAUGUUACUGAACUUGGCGGUGAUCAUGGCCAUCUGUACCACCAAGAAGCUCCACCAGCCUGCCAACUACCUGAUCUGUUCCCUGGCUGUGACAGAUCUCCUGGUGGCAGUACUCGUCAUGCCACUGAGCAUCAUGUACAUUGUCAUGGACAGCUGGAAACUAGGAUACUUCAUCUGUGAGGUGUGGCUGAGUGUGGACAUGACCUGCUGCACCUGCUCCAUCCUCCAUCUCUGUGUGAUUGCCCUAGACAGGUACUGGGCCAUCACCAAUGCUAUUGAAUAUGCCAGGAAGAGGACCGCCAAGAGGGCUGUGCUGAUGAUCCUCACCGUCUGGACCAUCUCCAUCUUCAUCUCCAUGCCCCCCCUGUUCUGGAGAAGCCACCGCCAACUCAGCCCACCUCCUAGUGAGUGUACCAUCCAGCAUGACCAUGUCAUCUACACCAUUUAUUCCACGCUUGGAGCAUUUUAUAUCCCCUUGACUUUGAUACUUAUUCUGUAUUACCGGAUCUACCAUGCAGCCAAGAGCCUUUACCAGAAAAGAGGAUCAAGCCGGCACUUAAGCAACAGAAGCACAGAUAGCCAAAAUUCUUUUGCGAGUUGUAAACUUACACAGACUUUCUGUGUGUCUGAUUUCUCCACCUCAGACCCUACCACCGAGUUUGAAAAGAUCCACAACUCUAUCAGGAUCCCUUCCUUCGAUAAUGAUCUAGAUCACCCAGGAGAACGUCAGCAGAUCUCUAGUACCAGGGAACGCAAGGCAGCACGCAUCCUAGGACUGAUUUUGGGAGCAUUCAUUUUGUCGUGGCUUCCAUUUUUCAUCAAAGAAUUAAUUGUGGGUCUGAGUAUCUACACAGUGUCCUCUGAAGUGGCUGAUUUUUUAACGUGGCUUGGUUAUGUUAAUUCUCUGAUCAACCCUCUGCUCUAUACAAGUUUUAAUGAAGACUUUAAACUGGCUUUUAAAAAACUAAUUAAGUGCCGAGAACAUGUGUAGAUUUCAUAAAGCCAAAAGGCAUUGUUUUUACCAGCCUUGUUUGUGGACAGAGGAAAGGGGUUCAACUUAUUAAUUCUUGAACAUAGUUGGUUCAGAAAAGUUUGUAAGGUACUGUGGUCCUUUUGUUUGUUUGUUCUGUUUUGUUUGAGGUUUGUUAUCUGGUGUGCCGUUUUCUACCUCUGGUUUUAUUUGUGGUACAUGAUUUCCAAUAAACAUCCUAUAAAGACAGAAAUUUCAUAGACAUAAUAAUAAGGUGAAAUAGUAACUACUUUUUUUAGCCAUUUCAGUUAAUCUUGCAAUUAAAGAACGCCAAAAUAAAUCUUCAUUUGCAGAAUUUCUUACUACUUAUAAAUCAAAUACUUGAUAACUUGCCCUCCUGUGCCAUUAAAACCGAGGUCGUGGCUCCAUAUCCAUGCAAAUUUUAGAGGGAACUGCAAAUUGCAUGACUACAUAAAGCAUUAAUUAAAAAAAAAAAAAGAGUGGUGCACUGUCAUCUGCUUGCAGAC